AUGUGGGCCCCAGCCCCUGUGGCCUGGCUGGCAGAUGAAGGCUUUGUGUUACCCGUGGUUUUAGGCGUGCUGUGGACUGCCAUGGCCAUGGAGGGGCGCUGUCUCCGUCGGGGUUCCCCGGCCAUAAUUCGGAGAGGCCGGCAGAGGCGUGCAAAGGCGUCUUUGAGCGUCCUCACCUCCACACUGCUGUCCCGCACACGGCUGCAUGGCCUCAGACAGGUGUGUCUUCCUGGAGGCUCAAUUGGACGGAGGGCGUUCUGGCUCAUUGCUCUAUGCACGUCCAUAGGACUGCUGCUGUCCUGGUCAUCUAACCGCCUUCUACACUGGCUCUCAUUCCCAACCUACACUCGAGUACACACAGAGUGGGCCAAAGAACUGCCCUUUCCUGCAGUCACUAUUUGCAACAACAACCCCAUCCGCCUCUACAAACUCACCAAGAGUGACUUGUACUUUGCGGGCCACUGGCUGGGCCUGCUCCUGGCCAACAGGACUGUGAGACCACUGGUGCUGGACCUGCUGCAGGAGGACCGCCAGGCCUGGUUCAACAAACUGUCAGACUUCAGACUCUUUCUUCCUCCAAGAAACUUUGAGGGAACCAACCUGGAGUUUAUGGACCGCCUGAGCCAUCAGCUGGAUGACAUGCUCCUGUCGUGUAAAUACAGAGGGGAGCCCUGCGGAGCUCACAACUUCUCAUCAGUGAGUAACUGCUCUACUGUCUGA
Molecule: messenger RNA, 720 nt
Organism: Knipowitschia caucasica
Lineage: Eukaryota; Metazoa; Chordata; Actinopteri; Gobiiformes; Gobiidae
Source: the annotation of a GenBank genome assembly